Messenger RNA from Psammomys obesus (fat sand rat), 3042 nucleotides. RefSeq names its product serine rich and transmembrane domain containing 1 (gene Sertm1). NCBI's taxonomy places the organism in Eukaryota, Metazoa, Chordata, Mammalia, Rodentia, Muridae. The transcript has 3 exons. The record is from RefSeq and is a predicted model, not a curated record. Gene Ontology annotation, cellular component: intracellular membrane-bounded organelle. The coding region runs from base 538 to 861 and encodes 107 amino acids.
AGCCGGGCACAGCCAGCUAGGUGCCCACUCCCACUGCGCCCACCGCCCGUGCGCUCUGCUCGCGCUCCGCGCCCCCGCGCGGUGCAUUUCCCGGGACCGCCGAGCGGGCGCUCGUCGCCAACACAGGGCCGCCGCCCCACCUCAUCGCCGGAGUCCGGAUCAGCAAGGUUGUCUGUUCCUUCCCGGGGAGUCGCCACGCGCACAGGGACGACUGGCGUUGCUCUGGGCUGUAGUCCCUUGAGUCUUCUCGCCUGUCCUCCGGUGGCUGCAAAUUCGGAUAAGUUUUUCCCGCUGAACACUUGGGUUCCCCAGUGGAGCUUUCUUAGCUUCCACACCCUCCAAAACAGGUCUCCGUGGACAACUGAUCCCUGCUGCCACCUUUGUUUAAAAAAACAAGACAUUUUGUUGGGCUGAUUUCCAGCCUGUAGUUUCUGCUGUUGCUGUCAUGAAAAGGCAAAACCAAUUUCAUCACUCUUAAGCCCUGCAAGAAACUCUGGCUUCUGCCUGCACCUGCUCACACCUCCCCUCUUUGUGGAGAUGUCUGAGGCUGACCCUUCAUCUGGAUUUGCGGGAAGCGUGGAGAAUGGGACUUUCCUGGAGCUGUUUCCCACAUCGCUAUCCACAUCGGUGGACCCGUCCUCAGGCCACCUGUCCAAUGUCUACAUCUAUGUGUCCAUAUUCCUCAGUCUCCUGGCUUUCCUGCUUCUGCUGUUAAUCAUUGCUCUGCAGAGGCUGAAAAAUAUCAUCUCCUCCAGUUCCUCCUACCCGGAGUAUCCGAGUGAUGCUGGGAGUUCUUUCACCAACUUAGAAGUGUGUAGUAUCUCCUCUCAGAGGUCCACUUUUUCAAACCUCUCAUCAUGAAUAAAAUGGAAAGAUAUUCUAAGUGAGAGUGGCUUUGCUUUCUCUAUAUCGAAACUGUUGCUUCAUGAAAGAAAUGACCAUUUGGGUAGAUCUAUUUUUCUCCUUCAUUUUUUUAAAAUUUCUUUUCUGCUCAGGACGUGUACCGUUUGUGAGAAGAAGAGCCAAUGCUGACAGAAAUGCAUGUAAACUUUGAAGUGUGGGAUUCCACACAAAGUUCUUGGCCCACCUGGAGGUGGCUCAGCACAGUCUCAACGAAGAGCACUGCAAGGGAUGCUGGGAAGAGACUCUGCCACUCGGACUCUCUUACAAAGACCUGGAACUACCUGAGCCAGCAGAACCUGGAAAACCAAGUAUAGAUUAUUUAGAAGAUAUUUUCUGUAUUUAAAAGAUCUAAAGCAAAGACAGUUAGAGAACUCCAAACUCCAACUUAGAUUUAACAUAUAAUAUUUCCAGAAGGAGGUUAAAAUAGGCUAAAUGUUUUUAUUUAAUUUCACCUUAGCAAAUGUCACAUGUGAUGAGAAGUCAUUUUGGGGAUGUUCUGGGGGAGUUGAAAGCUUCAUCAGCACAAGAGAAGUGUGUCGUGAUGCAGUUUGCAUUGUGUCUCUGCUCCUGGGUUUUUCUCUUGGCUCAUGUUGCAGUCAUAAUGUUCUCUGGCUAUGGAAUCCCUUACGACAGUUGCUGUUGCUAUUACUAAGUGAAGCGCAGAGGAGGCACAAUUCAUUUUUAUUUCCUCAGUAUCCUUUCCAUCCAGUAGGAAUUAAAUAUAGAGAAGUUAAAUAGUUCAGUUUGUAUUUUAUACAGUAAUGUAUUCUUAGCAGUUGUGGCCUCCUUCACCAAGUUUGUCCUUAAAGCUUUACUGCAGAAUAACACUAUCUCUGAGGUGUCAGGUGUGUGCUCACAUGACUUUGCAAGCCUUAGGGACUAUAUUGCUGAUAUUUGUGUUAUCCUCCAUGAUUGCGAUCUGUCUCUGAUACUUUGUUUAUGUUGACAUAAUACUCUGCACUGGAUUUCUAAGUUGUGAGUUUAUCCUAAAAGUUGCAGAUAUUCUGUGCUACUGGGAGCUGCUAUACUGAGGCCAACCAUGGGUGUCCAUGAGCAUGGCUGUGAGCACAAGCAUGGGACAUGCAGGGAACUGAGCAACGCCAACUACAGCCUCUUAUGGAUAAGAAUUUAAACUCACUUUUUAAAACACGUGGCCCACAGACAGAACACCGAGCUGAGUGACCUCUGAGUGUCACUGUGCCAACAUACAAGUCUGUCUUAGGCAAAUUAGUUAUUCCUCCCUCUCCCCUCCCCCGCUCAAAACAUUUACUAAUCUUAAAACACCAGAAUUCCACAACACCCUUGAAUGGGUUGUACAGCCAGAACUCCCCGGGGACAGGAAUGGGAGAAAGUGAAACAUUUGACAGGCCCUGUCUGACAUCUUAGACAUGCUUCGGGUUGAGAACUGGUGAUGAAGAUCAGAAGCUGCUCCCUUCUUUUUACUCCACAACCGAAUCAGGACAUGCUAGCUACUUAUCAUCCAAAGUAUCUACAGACACAUCAGACCAGUACAGAUGCUGCCCUAAAAUGUGUAGUGAAAAUCUCGCCGCUGUCGUCCUGACUGAACACACAGUAAAAUCUUGGGCUAGAGAAGCUUUGCAGUUUGGGUGGUUAUUGCCACUCACUGAGUAUCUGUGGACACAUGUAUACAUGUAAGUAUGUACACGUGGUGCAUGCACAGACACAUGUGUGCGUGCACAUAUUUCCAGGGGAAAGCUUGUGACAGCUAUCAGGAAUUCGGUAGUAUCUGUACUGUCACGUCUACUCUCUUGAUUAUUCUUGUGCUAUUUUGGCUCUGGGGUUGUUGGGUAAAGAGACUUUAACAAAUAAAAGCACCAACAUCUCAAAUAACAGGUCAACCUGAUUAGGUCCUGUCCUGGAGAGGUAGCUUUAAGUCCUGUUCUCCCAGAAUAGAUCCAAAGACUUUAGACAGCAAAGCUACUUAAGUGAGAGUCACUCACCUCUGCAGGUGUGUUCUCCCAGCCACAUGAUUCCUGUUCCUCGUGAUAAGAGGAGUAAUUAGCAGCAAGGCUCAAAGAUGGAAAAUAGGCGUUACCACUAAACACUGUAGAACUGGAGAUGAAUCGGUCUUGUUGAAAAAGUUCAGAGAGACGGGAACACAGGUAUAUAAAUAAAGAA